UUGGCUACCACCGAAGUCUGUUUCGGCCUUGAUGGAUAGUUGACACAGGGGGCUAGAGAAAGAACAAGUCAGAAUGAUGUGGUGGUCCUUUACAUUAUAAAAUAUAUACUUGUAGUUGAAGUCGGAUGAUGCUUUAAUGUCUUGCGAUGCAGCAUUCCUUUGAGUUGUUGUUCGUUUUCUGGAUGGCAGUUGGAAUAUUUGUGACAGUUAAUCAAGCGGGCCCUUGUAGUAGCAGUGUGUACCUGUUACCCUUGGUGUCGGACGCUGACCUCACCUCCUCCAGUAUAUUCGACAACGACUACGGGCCAGACAGCGCCCGCCUGACUGCCAGCACGGGCUGGGCCCCUGACAUCCUCGAUGAUAGCAAUCCCUGGAUACAGGUGGACUUUGGAGAGUUGGUUAACAUUGAGGGGGUUGUAUCUGGAGGCUCCAAUGACGCAAUGUAUGAUGAGUGGGUGGAAUCUUACAAGGUCAAAUACAAAGGCACGGGGUCCAAAUGGAAAACCGUUCAGUACUUGUCUACUAACGUGUUCCCAGCUAACACUGACAGAACUACCCUGAUCAGGAAUGAUCUACCCUCACCCAUAACAACCCUCUCCCUCAGGAUAUACCCCCAGGAUUGCCAUAAAUACUGUACCAUACGCUUUGACGUCGUCGGAUGCAAAGAUACACCAACAACGACGACAACAACAACAACGACGACAAUCUCUCCAACAACCAAAGCAACAACUCCAAAAACAACGACAACUUCUCCAACGACCACAACAAGCCAGCAGACGACCACAACAAGCCUGCAGACGACCACAACAAGCCUGCAGACGACCACAACAAGCCUGCAGACGACAGCGCCCUACAACACCUCGACACUCUGCUCCUGUACCUGCACCGACAAUUCCUAUCUGACUUCAGAUGAUCUGAAUGUUAAGAUAUCCAAUAUAGUUCAAAACUUGACGGUCACCAAGAGAUCAACAUCGACCUUCUUACGUACCAAAAACUGUGCGCAGGACAGUAGACCGGAAGUAGUGUACGUAGGGUAUGUCGGGAUAGGUCUUUUAGUUUUCGUUGCCAGUCUAAUAGCUCUACCCGACCUGCUGUCAUUAUAUCUGUUUAUGUACAGUUUGUGGGAAAAGGGAAAGGGUGUUUCGAGUGAUUGACAGACAUUGACACUGGCGGAUUUAAAGGAAGACGGGGCCCGCCCCAACCCACCCUCUUUGUGAUCAGAAAAAAAUCGUAGAACUACAGAACAUAAGCAAUCACAGAUUACAAAUCUCACGGAGACGGAGCAUUACCUUUAUGAGACUAUCUUUAAUUUCAUAUUAUAUGAAAGUCCUAGCUAAUGAUCUUGGAUAUUCAUGGAUACUGUAGUGUGGUUUGACACAAUAUCAUAUGUCAUAUGAUAAAAAUUGUUUGAUAAACAAACGAUAAUUUCAUAUGUGAUUGUAAAACACAAUUUUAAUCAAUAUAGUAAUAUAAAAUAGGAUAUUGCACCUAAUGAUAUCAUGCAAUAUUGUGUCAUAUGAUGUAUCAUAUGAUAUAUCAUAUGAUAUAUCAUAUGAUACAAUAUAAUACUAUAAUAUAUAAUGAAACAAUAUAAUAUUGUUACAGAUGACAUUG
Molecule: messenger RNA, 1614 nt
Organism: Magallana angulata
Lineage: Eukaryota; Metazoa; Mollusca; Bivalvia; Ostreida; Ostreidae
Product: integumentary mucin C.1-like
Exons: 5
Coding region: 147-1154 (335 amino acids)
Source: RefSeq, a predicted model, not a curated record